Molecule: messenger RNA, 1365 nt
Organism: Symphalangus syndactylus (siamang)
Lineage: Eukaryota; Metazoa; Chordata; Mammalia; Primates; Hylobatidae
Gene: ZDHHC19
Product: zDHHC palmitoyltransferase 19
Biological process (GO): peptidyl-L-cysteine S-palmitoylation; protein targeting to membrane
Cellular component (GO): endoplasmic reticulum; Golgi apparatus
Molecular function (GO): protein-cysteine S-palmitoyltransferase activity
Source: RefSeq, a predicted model, not a curated record
CGGGUUGGGGGAGGAAGCCUGGUGGCUCUGACCUCCCCUGGAGGUGCAGGAGGCCCAGCCAUGACACUCUUAAUGGAUGCCCUGACCCUGGUGAAGGAGCCUCAUCCCCUGCCUCUGGUCCCACGUCCCUGGGUCCUCCCCAGCCUGUUUGCUGCCUUCAAUGUGGUGCUGCUAGUGUUUUUCAGUGGCCUCUUCUUCGCAUUCCCUUGCAGGUGGCUGGCUCAGAAUGGGGAGUGGGCCUUUCCUGUCAUCACAGGCUCCCUCUUCGCCCUUUCCUUCUUCAGUCUCAUUUCACUCAACUUCUCAGACCCUGGCAUCUUACAUCAAGGCUCCGCUGAGCAGGGCCCCUUGACGGUGCACGUGGUGUGGGUGAACCACGGGGCCUUCCGCCUGCAGUGGUGUCCGAAGUGCUGCUUCCACCGCCCGCCCCGGACCUACCACUGCCCCUGGUGCAACAUCUGUGUGGAGGACUUUGACCACCACUGCAAGUGGGUCAACAACUGCAUCGGUCACCGCAACUUCCGCUUCUUCAUGCUGCUCAUCCUGUCCCUGUGCCUCUACUCGGGCGCCAUGCUGGUCACCUGUCUCAUCUUCCUGGUGCGCACAACCCACCUGCCCUUCUCCACCGACAAGGCCAUCGCCAUCGUGGUGGCUGUGCCCGCCGCGGGCUUCCUGGUGCCGCUGUCCCUCCUGCUGCUGAUCCAGGCCGUGUCCGUGAGCUCGGCCGACCGCACCUACAAGGGCAAGUGCAGACACCUUCAGGGAUACAACCCCUUCGACCAGGGCUGUGCCAGCAACUGGUAUUUAACAAUUUGUGCACCACUGGGACCCAAGUACAUGGCUGAAGCUGUCCAGCUGCAGAGAGUGGUGGGGCCUGACUGGACAUCCAUGCCGAACAUGCACCCUCCAAUGUCCCCCUCUGCUCUCAACCCCCCAGCCUGCCCUCCUCCAGCCCCAACCUCUGGGUCCUUACAAACCAGGGAGGGGUGCCCCAGGGCGUGGUGAGGCUGCAGCUCUCCAGGAGUUCCACAAAGGCCCAGUGCUGCCCCUGCGGCUGCAGGAGCCCCCAGGCGAGGUUCGGCCUUCCUCUCGCCCCGUGCACCCGGAGAUGCCCACAGCACCAGCACCUGAGCUCACAUCCUGAACCCACCUCCUGAACCCACCUCCUGAUUCCACCUCCAAACCCACCUCCUGAUUCCACCUCCUGAUUCCGCCUCCUGAACCCGCCUCCUGAACCUGCCUCCUUACCUCCCACUUCCUGAGCCCUGAGUGGAAGCCUUUUCAUGCCCUGCCCUUUGCCCACUCCCCUGGUGGGACUGCCAAGACCCUCAAUGCCCAUUAAAUACCCUUGCCUGCCUCUUACAA